UUUGCAACCUCCUUUACUUCCUCAUCAGCUUCUAUAACCCUCACAGUCGCUUCAGUCUUGCGUGUGCAGUCUUUCGUUUAUCAUCACCUUUGGCAAUCCAGCUAGGUGUAAGGUUUAAUCUGGUUAUAUAUAAACAAUCUUGCCAAAAGUCAUAUUUGUUUAGCUAAUUGCACCUCACACUCGUUCAUCAGGCUAUCAACAUGAAGUCUGUGUCGCUUCUCGCCACCGUGGCCUUGGCUUCGUUGUCGAGUGCACAUCCUGGACCUGCUAUGCCAAAAUUGAUGGGUGGCAGAGAGUUCCUCCAAACAAUCAAAGGUCGCAAUGCCAUGCCAGCGCCAAUCGCAAAUCCCGUGCAUGUGGAAGAAAGAACACCUGAGAUAGGGCCGAGGGCGGGCGAUCCAAAUACUUGCGGUCCCGGUGUUGGUAGCUGUGUAAAUGCAUGCUGCUCUCCAGAAGGGUGAGUAGCUUCCUGUAAGCACGAAAAUUAUCAACUAAUGGAACUAGAUACUGCGGUACCACGGAAGAAUAUUGUGCAGCUCCAGAUUGCCAGUUCGAAUAUGGACCUCUUUGUGAUACACUCCAAGCUCCAUCUGGUGCUUCGACAGCAAAUAUCAAACGCCCACAUAUUGGCGAUGUUCCAUAUGGAGGAGCUGGUGUUUACGAUUGUCAGGUUGCUGGAGGUUUGUAUUUCUGGGCUCUUUGUGAUGGUAGGAAAUGCUGACUUAUUUACUUUUAUAGACAUUGCAUUCACUUUCGAUGACGGACCUUACCUUUACACUAAUGACCUUCUAGACAAACUUGCAGCCUAUGGAGCUAAGGCUACCUUUAUGAUCACCGGUAACAACCUUGGCAAAGGUGCAAUUGAUACCACCCCAGAGUAUGUUACUGUUAUCAAACGUAUGAUUGCCGAAGGUCAUCAAGUCGCAUCUCACACCUGGGGUCACCAAAAUUUGACCUCCCUUGAUCCAACGACGUUCAAAAAUCAAAUUUACUAUAAUGAGAUGGCCUUCAGAAACAUUCUCGGGUAUUUCCCAACUUAUAUGAGACCACCCUAUUCUGAGUGUAACGACACUUGUGGUGACCUUAUGGCAGACUUGGGCUACCAUGUGACUUAUUUCGACGUGGAUACCGAGGGAUAUUUGAAUGAUGCUGCAAAUCUCAUUCAAAAGUCCAAGAACAUUUGGGAUGCCGCUAUUGCUACCGCCAAUCCCGCUACAGACAAUUACCUGGAAAUCGAGCACGAUAUCCAUUAUCAGACCGUCUAUAACCUUACCGAUUACGUUCUCGCUUCCAUGUACUCCCAUGGAUUUAAGUCGGUUACCGUGGGAGAUUGUCUCGGCGACCCAUCUCAAAAUUGGUACAGAAGCGGUGUCCCUAACGCCGCCGUCCCUACACCAAGUCAACAAGUUUCCGAUGACGGUUCCUGUAAUGCAGAUAUUACAUGUCUUGGUUCUAUCUAUGGAAACUGCUGCUCACAACAUGGAUGUAAGAAUUGUCGUUAUGUACUCUCACUUUAUAUUUCCUCAUUUACUAACGCAAACUCAAAACUAGACUGUGGAAGUACCACUGAUUACUGCAGUACUGGCUGCCAACCCAUUGCAGGAACCUGCUCAGCAUCCACUACCUCCACCAAAAAAUCCACAUCCACAGCUACUACAUCCGCCGCCAUUGCGACUUCUACUUUGAAAGUUAGCACUGAUGGAUCAUGUGGAGGUACUAAACAGAAGACUUGCCAGGGAAGCAGUUAUGGAAAUUGUUGUAGUACGCAUGGAUAUUGUGGAAGUAGCACUGCUUAUUGUGGCACAGGAUGUCAAAAGGGUUUUGGUACUUGUACUUAGGGGGUAAGUUUGAAGAGGAGCAUGGAAUUAGAGGGGGCUUUUACUUUUGUUGUAGAUAUUUUAAAUAUUUUGGAUGAGGGUUAGUAUUUAUGACUAAAUAUAAUAAGUAUUGAAUAGAAUAAUAAUAUAG
Sclerotinia trifoliorum is the source of this 1968-nucleotide messenger RNA. NCBI's taxonomy places the organism in Eukaryota, Fungi, Ascomycota, Leotiomycetes, Helotiales, Sclerotiniaceae. The record is from the annotation of a GenBank genome assembly.